Contarinia nasturtii (swede midge) is the source of this 1258-nucleotide messenger RNA. RefSeq names its product homeobox protein otx5-B-like. The transcript is spliced from 9 exons. The record is from RefSeq and is a predicted model, not a curated record. Gene Ontology annotation, biological process: regulation of transcription by RNA polymerase II. Gene Ontology annotation, cellular component: nucleus. NCBI's taxonomy places the organism in Eukaryota, Metazoa, Arthropoda, Insecta, Diptera, Cecidomyiidae. The coding region runs from base 173 to 1102 and encodes 309 amino acids. Gene Ontology annotation, molecular function: DNA-binding transcription factor activity, RNA polymerase II-specific; RNA polymerase II cis-regulatory region sequence-specific DNA binding.
UCGGCGAAUAAGUUUUUGAAUUGGAAGUGUUUACGAAAGCAUCUUGUUCGUACAGCAAACCCAUUAGACACAACACACACAACGCAUUUUCCAGAUGAUGUACGAGCAAAACUAUCGUUUCAAUAUAUGAUAAUCGUUUGGCCGCCUGAACUCAAAUUCAUUUGCCUUUAAAAUGUGGGGUAAUACUCUCGGAUCUGGGUGUUCACCGGACGAUUUAGGCUUUUCAACCUUUGCAGCAGCAGCGGCCGCAUCAGUCAAUACAACAGCACCAUUUUCAAGUAUGCCUUACCUCAAAACAUCGCCAUAUCUAAUGGCUGUCGAUCCUCUACAUUCAAUGGGAUAUUCAGCCGCAACAAAUCAGAGGAAGCAACGACGUGAACGCACAACUUUUACUCGGCAACAGCUCGAUCUAUUGGAAACAUUGUUUCACAAAACACGUUACCCGGAUAUUUUUAUGCGCGAGGAAGUCGCUCUCAAAAUUAAUUUGCCAGAGUCUAGAGUUCAAGUUUGGUUUAAGAACCGUCGAGCAAAAUGUCGCCAAAUUCAAAAGCAAAAUCAACAACAACAAACCAGCUCUUCAACCACUUCGAACACACAAUCGGCCACAACAACAACAACGGCAGCAUCUGGCAUCGGGAAAAUUCGAACUGUACCGAUGACCAAAAUGAAAGCAAAACCAACAACGAACAUUUCAAAUUGUGCCACAAAUAGUCCAAUCAAUUCACCGACAACAUCCGCACCAAGUUUACUUGAUUCGCCCAAUUAUUUUAAAAUGACUCAAAAUAUUUUCACAACACCAUCACAUACGAAUUUAUCGGCUCUGUCUUCAAGUAACAACAGUGGAAAUUCCAUUUGGUCGCCCACAAUGCUGGAAAAUACGACAUCCACGGGAUGUUUAGAUAGUAGAUCGUGGAAUCAAGCCGCUAGUGUAUCAUCCGCUCCGAAUUCUUACCAGAACUUUUCCGGUUACUAUUCGAACCUAGAUUACUUGGGUUCGAACAUGCAACAACAACUGCAUGAAAAUGCACUGGAAAGUACCUGGAUGAAGCGUGAAGAAAAUUGGUUUUAUAACAAUCCCAACUGGGAUGCUCAACGAAAAUAAGCUGAAAUGAUUAUAAUUACUAUAAGUAACUGAUGUAAAAGAAUGACAAAAAAAAAUCGGUGAAUACAUAUCGAAUACCAAAAUAUUUGUAUUUUAUAUCAAAAAAAUGUGUAAAUUGUAUAAAAAAUAAACAAUUCAAAAGAAGAAUGACAACGA